AUGAAUGGUAAUGAUGUGGACUGGUUCAUAGCUCUAAAAAUGCCUACCAUCAAAACUGGCACGGCUAGCCCAUUCUUACCUAAAGGCACCGCCUUCUUUUAUGCUGAUGUUAACAAUCAAGAGUUCAAAAUCUCUGAUAAGGAUAUCAAUGAUCCGAAAAGUGCUAUGGGAAUGACUGUGUCACAAGCCAUUGAUGCUACGAAAUCCAAAGUAAAGUUUGUGAAACGGUCCGGUUUUUAAUUAGAGUUUUGGGCGGGGUGAUUUUUGGUAAAACUGAAAAAAAAAUUUAGAUAAGGAAGAGGGUGAUGUAAAAAAAUAAAAAACUUUACAAAAGAAUUGCUUUUUAAAUUUUAAUGAAAAAAAUUUUGGGCGGGGUAAGAAAAUUUUUAUUGGGGGAGAAUCAAAAAAACAUUUUUUUUUUCAAAAUUCAAGUUCUAUUAUGCAAAAAAAACAAAAGUUAAAAAAAUACGGCUACCUCCCCCCCCCACCUACUCAUCAAAAUCACCCUUCCUUCCCUCUCCCCUUCCCCAAAAUAACCGUACUGUAAAAUUUUGAUAUUCUUUAGAAAAACCCAUUUACAGGACAAGUACUGGAUGUUUUACAACGACCAACAGCCCGGUCGUACCGACUCGGAUGGUCAUCGUGCUCAUGCUAAAGGAGUACAAGCUUUCGAUUCGAACCAAGGUUUUUGGCUGAUCCAUUCAGCACCUAGGUUUGCUGAUCCUGACAAGCCAUAUUACUUCCCGGAAACUGCUACUAAGUUUGGACAGUCCUUCUUUUGUAUGACUUUUGAAAGUGAACAGCUUCAUGAGAUUGGUACGUAUCUUGCUUUACCCUACCACACUAUACCAUACGGUACUCUACCUUACCCCACUGUACCCUACAGUACUCUAACUUACCCUACUCUACCCUACCCUACCCUGCCCACUUACCCCCUGUACCGUACAGUACUCUACUUUACUCUACUCUAACCUACAUUCCCAUCCUUUUCAAAAUCUUUUACCCUCACACGUUUCAAAAUAUUUUACACCCCCCCCCCUUCAAAAUGCACUUUUAAACCAUGAAUUUGUUUAAAACAGCCACAACUCAUGUAUAACAAGCACAAUAUCAGUAAUAUUGUUGCACCUGUUCAGGUCGCCAAAUCCACGUUGCUCAGCUGUCCAUCACGAAAUUCGGAUUCCCAGACGCAUUUGCUCAAUACGAAAAGUUGCAACGUGCCGUGAAGCUGGGCAAAUCAUUAUCGACCAAAUCUUGCAGUUUCAACCGGACUACAGCGUUGAAGACCAAAGGAGGGCAAUGGCUGACUAGCUACGAAAAACACAGAAAUUUUGGGAAAGGUACGGUUUGAUACAGUAUUUUAGGGUCUUUGAGUGAAAAAAGUGGGCGGGGUAAAUUUUAUUUUUUUCGGGGGAGGGGGGGGGGAGGGUAAAAAAAUUUUUUUAAUUAACCAGGGCUGAUUAAAUUAAAACUAUUUCUUUAAAAAAAAAAUUUUGACAAUACCCUCCGUUCUCCACCCCCAAAAAAUUUUUUACCAAGGUCAAAAUAUUAUAAGCAAAAAACUUCCAGACCUAUACUCAAACCAAUUAGUACCAAACACGAACAAAGCUUUUUACGUUGAAACUUGGCUAAACGGUCCCCGUGAUUACGCCCCAACAUGUAAAACCGAUGACUAUGUCACAAACAACCGUCGUAUUGCACCCGGAGGAGUGGAAUGGUCAAGUGCGUUGGAUCACAGUAAAUGGGCUGUCAGUGAUCAACCUGCGACUGUUUGUGUUGGGGACAUUAAUCGACAGGUGAGCACGGAAAAGAUAGAUAGGAGGUAUUGUAGAGUCGAGAAAGUUCCCGGUAAGGACAUGAUGGGCUUACGGUAAGGCAGAGAAACCUAGGGUAGGGUAACUGAAGAUAAAAGAAUUGUAGGGUAGGGUAAGAUAAGGUCAAGUAAGGUAUGGCAGAAUAGGAUGAGGUUAAGUAUGGUAGGGUAAAGCAAAACAUGGUAGGGUAGGGUACAGUAGGGUAGGAUAUGUCAAAACAUGGCAGGGCACGGUAGGACACAGUACAGUAGAGUAGGGUAAAGUAAAUCAAAACAAAAAUUUUUCGUAUUCCCUUAACCAAUGCUUUACCCCUAUCACCCAUCCUUACCCUGCCUUACCCUACCACCCACCCUUAACCUGCCUUCCCCUACCACCCACCCUUAUACUGCCUUGCUUUACCACCCACUUUUACCCAGCCUUGCUCUACCACCCCCUCUUACUCUGCCUUGCUCCAACAUCUACAGUUACCCUGCCUUUCCUUACUACCACCCUUAUCUACCUUGACCUGCCGCCCAUCCCUACCCUGUCUUGCCUUACCACACACUGUUACCUUGAGUUGCCCGACCAUCUACUCUUAUUUAGCCUUUCCUUACCCACCCUUGCCAUGCCUUUCCUUACCAACCCCGAUCUUACCCUGCCUUUCCCUAUCACCCCCCCCCUUACCCUGUCUUGCCCAAAGACAAAAAAAAUAAAUGAUACAAAACAGGCCUGCUUCCCCUACGCCUCCAAAACCCUUAAAUUUUAGGCAUCCCAAUCAAAGCGAGGCGGCGGUACCAUGUGUAUUGAAAACCGGAACAUCUGGAAGUUUUUCCGAGAUUCGGUUAAGACGCCCGAAUGCUGUGCCAAAAUAAAAGAUGCUUGUGAACCCAUGCCCUCGGAUUCGAUUGCGACUGAUGAAUAA
Messenger RNA from Bursaphelenchus okinawaensis, 2712 nucleotides. Lineage: Eukaryota; Metazoa; Nematoda; Chromadorea; Rhabditida; Aphelenchoididae. The record is from the annotation of a GenBank genome assembly.